CAGGAAUCCUCUACGGUAUUGGGGCAGUCCUUUUAUUUGAUAAAUCGAAACGGCACAAGUUCUUUCUUCCGUAUUUUUACUUGGGUGCGAGUGGCUGUAAGUAUACAUCGGCACCGGGACAGCGUCAUGAUAUGCUAUGACAUAUGAUCUGAAUCAACAAUACAUCUACUUAUUCCUGCUAUUAUGUAGUGUUGAUGGCAGUGGCCAAGGUAUUCGAUAUCGUAUGGGAUAAAAGCGAAGGGAUCAAAAGCGAUUAUCCGCUCCACGCGUCGUUAAUUUUGGAAACGAUCGGCUCGACAUUUAUGAUCUUGGCGUUAUUCCGGCUACUACAAGUGUGGCAACAAGUCGGGCUACGGGGAGGCGGAAGUGGCACACGUGUAUUAUCGUUGUUGGCACCUAUCACAACUUUUCUUGUGAUGGUGAUUUGUAUCGCUGGCGAUAUAUUCCUCAUCAAGCAAGACCUAGUGGAAGAGGAUGGGGGCGAAGAGGACGUGGAAAAAACACAUACGGCAUUGUUGAUAAAGUUUGUUGGAGCCUUACUUUUCGUCGUUUUAACGCUUGUCUACAUGGGGCUUGUUAUGUACUUGGCUCAUGCGACCAAGCGUUGCGGCACUGGCAUCGCCGCUGCAGCCUCCUCAGCAGCAACAACAUAUCUGUCCAACGUCCGCAGUAAUCCAAGCUUACUGAUACCCGUUUUGGCAACACUGGGAAUCCUCACUUUGAUCCGGUUCUCCUACUAUAUGGCCCUGGUCGGUAAUAUGGCAUUUUCUCAAGAUGAUUUAGAUGAUGAAGAAACGUUGAGCUGGCCGCUCUACGUUGGUCUGAUCGUGGUUCCCGAGAUUGGCGCUAUCAUUGUGGCUUUUCUGUAUGACCUGACGCAGGUCAAAAAUGGGGUUGAGGUUAGCUGCUUUUGGACUCGCAUUGCACAAGAUAUGAAAACAUUAGCGUAUGUCAUGCCUUACUUAUCUUCAACCUUCUAUUCCCUUUUCCGUGUAAUUUCAGCAACUGCAACAAGGUUUUACCUCCUUGGACCGCGAAAUAGCUUAGUAAUCAUAUCGUCCUGUCUCCGUCACUCAUUUUCAUAGCCUUUCACUCCUUCACACCUUCCUCAAUAUACCAUUCACUGCAAAGCUUUGCGUUUACAUAACCGUAUUACUAUGAUGCAGCAACCAACUGUUCCUUUGUACACAAACAUAGAAACCUGUAACAAUAAACAUAUGUAAAAUUCAACUCAAGCCAAUGAAUUGGUUAUCCCCGUACUUGUCCAAGUACAGUUAGUCUAGAGGCAUGGAAUUGAG
Molecule: messenger RNA, 1298 nt
Organism: Zychaea mexicana
Lineage: Eukaryota; Fungi; Mucoromycota; Mucoromycetes; Mucorales; Lichtheimiaceae
Exons: 2
Coding region: 195-1085 (296 amino acids)
Source: RefSeq, a predicted model, not a curated record